Clupea harengus (Atlantic herring) is the source of this 1608-nucleotide messenger RNA. It is a transcript of the gene taf8, whose product is annotated as TAF8 RNA polymerase II, TATA box binding protein (TBP)-associated factor. Gene Ontology annotation, biological process: transcription initiation at RNA polymerase II promoter. Gene Ontology annotation, molecular function: protein heterodimerization activity. NCBI's taxonomy places the organism in Eukaryota, Metazoa, Chordata, Actinopteri, Clupeiformes, Clupeidae. The record is from RefSeq and is a predicted model, not a curated record. Gene Ontology annotation, cellular component: transcription factor TFIID complex.
UUUUAAAUGUGUGAUAUCCGUUUGUGGGUCAAUGCAGAUCAGAUGGAUACAGUUAAGUACUUUGAGAAACUCUAUGCAUUAACAUAGGUACAAUCCUCUUGGCCGAUGUGUGCAAAGAAUUUCCAGUCCGUACAAUGCAAAACACGGAUGUGACGUCGUCUGCCCAGUUUAGCUAUCACACACCGCUAGGAAAAUACCCUUUUUUCGAGGUAGAAAAUGUAGCAAAGUAGGAGACUAAUUGUUGUUUCUUAAGUACCUGACGACUACAGAGUGUGGUGAAGAUGGCAGAUCCGGCGGUAAUGGGUAGCCAUACCCUAAAUCUUGGAAUGCGUUCUGGCACGAACAAGGCAUCCACUAGUCCAGCGGAGAACUACUACUUGGCGCGUCGCCGCACCCUUCAGGUGGUAGUGAGCUCGCUCCUGACGGAGUGCGGCUAUGAGAGCGCCGAGAAGGCUGCAGUGGAGUCCCUCACCGAGAUGAUGCAGAGCUAUAUCACGGAAAUUGGUCGUUGUGCAAAGACAUACUGUGAGCACACUGCCAGAAGCGUACCGACACUCCCUGAUGUGGUGAUUACGCUAAUAGAAAUGGGCUUCAACGUUGACACACUGCCAGUGUAUGCUAAAAGAUCUCAGAGAAUGGUCAUAACAGCACCUCCUGUGACGAAUCCGCCUGUGAUUCCCAAGGCGCUGAUUGCUGGACAGAAGCGCACACAUCCCGCCCAUAUUCCCAGCCAUUUCCCAGAAUUCCCUGAUCCUCACACAUACAUUAAGACGCCGACGUUUCGGGAGCCAGUGUCGGACUACCAGGUGGUCCGUGAGAAGGCUGCCUCCCAGAGGCGGGAUGUGGAGCGAGCGCUCACACGCUUCAUGGCCAAGACGGGACAGACCCAGAGCCUCUUCAAGGAUGACGUCACAGCCUUCCCACUGAUCGCUGCGCGCCCGAGCUCUAUCCCCUACCUGAAUGCACUCCUCCCGUCUGAGCUGGAGCUGCAGGCACUGGAGGAGACGGACUCCUCUGAGCAAGACGACCAGACAGACAGCGAGAACAACCCCGGCAACAUCACCAACGAUGAUUCUGGAGUAGAUAAGGAGAACUCUGGACUGCCCUCUGGUGGCGUAGUGCCAACAGUGAAGGCUAGCGAGGAGAACAUGAUUGAUAAUCCCUACCUGAGGCCAGUCAAGAAACCCAAAGUCAGACGGAAGAAGUAAGGAAGAAACUCAAUGGACACUUUCAUGGACAGUUUUGUUUUCGAUCAGUCAACAGCCAAGGAGUCAGAUUCCAGGAUCUGAACCGCUUUCUGCCUCUGUGUACUGUGAACUGAGACUUCAGGGCAGGCAACGUGAUGGUUGCUAAAGUGAACUCUCGGAAAAGGAGCUGGAGCUGUUCACUGAGCUGGGAUGCUCUGAGGUUUUACUCAACUGUCACGAUUGAUAUUGAAGUGAAAGCUGUGGAAGAAGACUGAUCUUUUUUUCUUUUUCUUUUUAAAAGAAAGAUACGUCUUGUUUAUUUUGCCAUCACCCCCACCCAACCCCCAAACUAAUACGUUUGUGUGUGAAUACAAAGAGGGUUUGUUUUUCCUAUUAAACUGUAGUUAUGGUAUUGUCUUAA